UAAAGGAGAAAAUAACGAUGAUUGUCUAGUGUAUGAGAUUGGGCUUUCUUGUGUUUCCCGGUUUAUAUAAGUAACGUUAGUUUUAUGUACACUUUUUGUUACGCUAAGGACGUUUUUCUCCAAAGACCUGGCAACCUUGGGUGUUAUUAAAUUCAGAAUCUGGUUUCGCGAGUCGUUUGGACUACUCAGCAGAUUUCCUCAGCUGCCCUCAUUGAUGCCAGGUGUCACAAAGAUGAUGGACAACAUUGUGAUCCUUGAUGAUGAUGAAACCCAAGAACCUUCCUCGUCUACGUUACAUCUUCAAACGACUUCUUGUGUGUCCAGUCCAGCUAAGGUCCAAGGGUCUAAGACAACCCACAUAACACAGUCACCUUUUGGUACUGCUAAGAAGGCAGCCCAUAUCUUGAAAGUAGAGAAUGAGAAGCUCUUUGAAGAGUUUGUGGCACACUGCACAGUGCACACCCAAGACCAUCCAGAGGUCGUGACAUUCUUGCAGACAAAGUACUCAAAGGCCUCCCCUGACUUCCUGAUGUCAGUGGAGUUCCGGAAUGCUCUGGGUCGUUGCCUAACACGAGCCCAGGCCAACACCGCCAAAACCUUUGUUUACAUUAAUGAGCUCUGCACCCUUCUCAAGCAGCACUCGGCCAAGAGGAGGGCCCUCAUCCAGCCUCCCAAUCUCAAAAAGGAGAGUGAAGACAAAGGGGAGAAAGGGAACAUAGAGGAAAAGGACCCGUCUAAAUCAAUUGAGCCAGAAGAGUUGGGGGAGGAGAAGAAAACUAAAAGAGCUUCGAGGAGACAGAUAGCGUACCUGGAGAACCUGCUAAAGGUUUAUAAUGAUGAGAUCAAACGGCUACAGGAGAAGGACUUGAGUUUGGAGGAUCUGGAGACGGAGGACUGCAGUUACAUCCAGGAGCACAAGCUCAAACGUAAAAUGAUGAAGAUCUAUGAUAAACUGUGUGAGCUGAAGGGCUGCACCACAUUGACUGGCAGAGUAAUAGAGCAGAGAAUUCCCUACAGUGGCACACGCUACCCUGAGAUCAACAAGAAGAUCGAGCGAUUCAUAAACAAGCCAGAAACCCAGCAGAAUCCUCCAGACUACACUGAUAUCCUACAAGUGGUGAAACAUGCUAAUGAACGUUACAAUCUCUUGCUCAGCCGAAAGCAGCAGAUGCAGAUUGCACAGGAGGCGUUCCGCGAGACGGGGAACAGGCUGCAAGAGAGGCGGCACCUGGACAUGGUCUACAACUUCGGCUCUCACCUAACAGACCUCUAUAAGCCCACCUCAGACCCUGCCCUGUCUAACCCAGUGUUGGCUCAGAACCUGCGCUCCAACAGAGAGGUAGCUCUCACGAGGUUGGAGGAGGUCAUCAAUAAAUAUGCCUAUAAACAAGAUGAUACAGAAGAAGAGGAGAGGCAGAAACGUCAGGAGAAAGAGAGACAGAAGAAAGAGCAUAAUGUCACAAAAGCACAAGAGAAUGAGAAGGAAGAAGAUGAGCAAGAAGAAGAGGAAGAGCAGGAGGAGGAAGAGGAAGAUGAAGAUUCUUCAGACCCUGAUAUUGAGGAAGAGAUCCAGGCCAGUGAGGCACAAGUGGGGCCAGGUGAUGAUGAUGAUGAUGAUGAUGACAACAACGAGGAGGUGCAGUCAAACAACUGUGAUGAUGAACAGCCUAGCAAUGAUGGGUCAUCACCAUCAGUUAGACUGUCUUGCCAGGGUGAAGAUGAAGUAGAAUGUGGUGAUGAGGUCUUACAACCUGUCAGUGAGGCACAUGGGAGUAUUACCACCAAAAAAACACCUGACAGCAAGCGUGCUGUUGAAAGUCCGUCUUCUUCAGAGAGCCCCAGCCAAUCAGCAGUGGUGAAACCUCUGGCUUAUGAGAACAAAUCUGCUUCCCACAGUCAUCUGGUAGCUGUGUCUGAAAGCAUCAGUGACACAGAGAUUGUGUCAACAAAUGUGGACUCACUGCCCACCCUGACAAUAGUGUCAGCUAGUUGCACUCCUUUGCCACCCAGCCCUGAUGUAACUGACACAACAUCUAACAGCAAAAAGAGAAAACGUGAAUCGAAGACAAAACUCAUGCCUGUACAAAAUGGCAACAUCAGACGAAACAGUGUGAGUGAAGUCGAUAUUCCACUGGAUAUGGGAGUAACUUGCAGCCCUGUGCGAGCAGACUCCACACGCGCUGACACACCAACUCAGGACAUGGUCAGCAGUUCUCACUCCACACCUCCCCCUAAAAGGAACAAGGUGAAUGUGGCGACACAGUGUGAUCCAGAAGAGGUAAUCGUUCUCUCCGAUUCCGACUGACCUGUCUUCACUGCUGCAUUAUAGGGCAGUGAGCAUUCAUCCGCAUACCUCUUCCUUGUUCUGGCUGUGCUAGUGCCUGCCAGUGUGAACUCCUAUUGGAGCAGAGAAACAAAGCUUAAUGGGAAAGCACUUCUGCAUUGAGCUUAACCUUUGCCACCAUUCUACCAUUCCAGUAUCUUUUUAUACUGUAAAACAUUGCACUGCCCAGAUGGAACAGCAGCAUAAAAUCAGGGUCUUCUAAGUGUUUUUAGUAAUGUUUUAAUUGUAAAGGACUAUUGGAUUUGGAUAUUCAUUUUUGAAAGCUUGAGUGACCAGGUGAAAUUUUAGUUUUAGAAACUGUGUAAUAGGACAAAAUUGGAGGCAAGGCCUAUAUUUUGAUGGUUCUUUUA
This is a messenger RNA of Colossoma macropomum (tambaqui), 2694 nucleotides long. It is a transcript of the gene daxx, whose product is annotated as death-domain associated protein. The record is from RefSeq and is a predicted model, not a curated record. Bases 215 to 2305 code for a protein of 696 amino acids. The transcript has 11 exons. Gene Ontology annotation, molecular function: histone binding. NCBI's taxonomy places the organism in Eukaryota, Metazoa, Chordata, Actinopteri, Characiformes, Serrasalmidae.